AUGGCGUUGUGCAUCAUGGUGACCGUGCCUUUGCCGAAGCCCGACGGCGGGCUCGGGCCCGCCCGCCUGCCGGCAUUCGCGGGCGCUUCUGGGGCACGGCGGCGCAGCCGCGCGACGCGGCAGGUGCGGCGUUUAACCUGGCAUCGCGCCAUGCGGGUUAGAGCGGGCUUCUCGCGCGGGGCGGGCAUCUUGGAUUUGGCGAAAUUCUACGAUCGCGUCAUGAUGCGCAGCGCGUUGAGUUGGCUGGGCAAGGGGCGCCCGCUGGCGAGGCGCCAGAACGCGGCGGGCGACGCGCUGGCGCGGGCGCCGGGCGGGUCAGCGCACGCGGGCCUGCUCGAGGCGAAGCGCUCGGCGGCGGCGCGGCGCAAGACCGGUUCCGCGGCGGGCGACGCGGAGACAGCCAGGAUCUUGCAUCUCACGCUCGCGGAGUCGGACAUCGCGCUAGAGAGGGCGGCAGGCGCAAGGAGCGUCGGCUGCGACGCGAGCGGCGGAAGCGAGCUGGGCGCGAGCGGGGCGCCGGCGGCAAGCAGCUGCCGCGCCGCUGGCCUGGCGAAGGUCAUGAUGCGCAGCGCGUUGAGUUGGCUGGGCAAGGGGCGCCCGCUGGCGAGGCGCCAGAACGCGGCGGGCGACGCUUGCAAGGCGGGCCUGCUCGAGGCGAAGCGCUCGGCGGCGGCGCGGCGCAAGACCGGUUCCGCGGCGGGCGACGCGGAGACGGCCAGGAUCAUGCAUCUCACGCUCGCGGAGUCGGACAUCGCGCUAGAGAGGGCGGCAGGCGCAAGGAACGUCGGCCGCGACGCGAGCGGCGGAAGGUGGCUGGGCGCGAGUUUGAUCGCCGACCCGGUCGUUGGGGCGGCGAGGUCGGUGGGGGGCGCCCGCGCGCUGCUCAGCUUGGGCGAGCGGUCAGCGCGGGGGGGGCAAGUGCGCUGGGGGCCCUUCGAGGGGCGCGCGGCAGAACCCGAGUCCGCGACGUGGAGCCAAGCACAAGAGGGCACCGAAGGGCGCGGCAGGAGAUUCCGCGCCGGCGCGGGCGAGGCCUCUCGACCAAGGCCUGCAGCCAGAAUGGGCAGCUGCCAAUUCGGCUACGACGCGGCGCUGGCCAUCGAGAGACUCGCGCGCCCCGAGCCGGCGAGGCUUGCGGCGAGGGGGGCGCUCGAGCAAGGGGAGGGGGCAGGCGAGAGGCUCGCCGGCGGCUUGUUUUCCAGUGGCGCUGGCUCAGAUGGCUCCAGGGCAGGCUGGGUCUUCGUGCUGCGGCGCGAGGGCGGCCAGGUGCUUCGGGGGGCGCGCGGCGCGGCCCCGCUGGCGCGGGGGCCGCUGCGGCUGGCGAGGGGCGGCGGGGAUUGCGCGUUCCACUUCCUUUCGAGCUGCUCAGCGGCGCCGAUGGGGGCACUCAGCAACUGCGUGGGCGCGAUCCGACAGGCGACGGACAUCGGCCAUGCGCUGGCGAAAGGGGCGGCGACGGGGCGCCCGCGGAAGCGGCGGUGGAACGAGCUCGGAGGCCAGGGCGACGCGGGGGCGACGAAAGCGAUGGCGCGCGAGCCCAGGUCAGCGCGCGCGACGGAGACCGAGAGGCGGGCGAGGGAAGGCGACGAGGAAGUGGAUUGCCUCGCCAACGUGGGCGCGGAGGCCUGCAGGCGCAACAACCUCGACGGGGUCUCUGCGGCCCUGUGGCAAGAGCUCGAGGAGGUCGCGGGGGACCAGCUGGAGGGGCAGGGGAAGGAGCCCGAGAGGCGGGCGCGCCCAGAGGAAGGGACCCCAGGGCGAGGAGGGGCCGCCUAUGGCCGCGCCCUGGCGCUGAAGCUGCUCCAGGAGGUCGAGAAGGUCUACGGAGUGGAUGAGGACUGGAUCCUCGCGCUCGGCGGGCGAGCAGGGGGGGCGAAGGUUGAGGCGGCCACAGGGGAGGCCGACGGCCGAGGCAGGCUGCCCUCGGCGGCGGAGGACCUGGGCGGCGGGGGCGUCCGCUCGCUCCUGCGGUGGCUGCCGCGCGACCUGGCGCGGCUGCGCCUGGAUUUCAAGUGGUGCACCCUGGGUGACGAGGUCGGGGGGCGGCAAGGGCGACGGCGCAGACGUCGACGGCUCCUCGGCGGGCAGGGUCCCGCGAGCAGGCGCUCGCUGCAAGGCGUUGUCGCCUUCGUCCUGCGCCGCGGCGGCGGCCGCGCCCCGCCUGCGCCGGUCGCCCCUGGCAUCUCCAUCGGCGCGUUCAAGAUUGACUGGGCGCGCGCCGUGGGCCUAGGGGUCGGGGCGGAGUUCACGGGGGCCCUGCUGCGACGCCUCGCGGGGAUGCUGCCGGGGCGCAGCCGCGCGCAGAAGAGCGGCGCGCGGGCCGUCGCGGCGCGGCUGCCUUCGAGCCUGGCGCGCCUCCACCUCGGGCUGCGCGGCUGCGGCGUCGGGGCCGCAGGCAUCACCAUCCCCUGGUGGCUCUCGGCCCUGUGGAAGUGGGUCUGCCCGGCCGUCCUGGUGGGCAUCACGAUCGUCACCCUCCUGGACAACCCCGACCUCAUGGGCGCCACUACGUCGAAGCCCUUCCCGGAGGGAUCAGGCUACCUGCCCAUUUGGAGCAUCAAGAUCGGCUGGCUCCUGGGCGCGAGCCCCCUGAUCGUCUGCUUCGCCAUCCUGAUCUUAUCCGACGGGGCCGUCGGACGCAUGGGCAAGAGGAUCAGCGGCAAGCUCUCCGGGAAGAGCAUGGGGUCGGACUCGUCCGAGGACGGAUAGCUCUUCGGAGUCUUCCUGAAGUGCGCCGGCAACCGCGCUUUGUAUCAGUGAUCGGGGGGCGCUGGCAGGAUAGGAAGGCCUUUGCGCCAAUGCUGUGCCCAGUUUGGGCCUGGCCAGGCGAGGUGCCGAUUUUAAGUUCACCAAGUGCAGCUUGCUUGGAGAGGCAUGAACCGAAUGGUGUUUUGUCUGCCUCUAGUCUGUUUUUUUUCGCAAGGAGGAACAACUGACUGACUGACUGACUGACUGACUGACUGACUGAAGGUCGUAUGUUUGUCGCCUCCGUUUCGUUCUCUGCUGUGCUACAUGUGUUUCUCGUUCUGCCCACCCCUUAAAUUGAUUAAUCGCCAGGCACGCAUGUUAACAAUGCAGUGCCCCGAAUUGGUUUAUCGCCAGGCCCGACAUCAUGUCGUGCUGAUUUUGAAAUGUUGGCCAUGGGGGCCGUGUGGGAUAUAACCCAUGGGCGUUUCAUGCUCCUGGCAGAGUUGCUUUUGGAGCCACGCUGCGCGGCUACAACUUCCAUCGAUUGCGGCUUGAUUGGGUUGAAAAGAAGUGCAGUGUCCUGUGCGCACGGAGUGAUUCAGGGGCCCGAGUUGUGCGGACGGCGUGGCCCGUCUAGCGCCU
This is a messenger RNA of Prorocentrum cordatum, 3330 nucleotides long. Lineage: Eukaryota; Dinophyceae; Prorocentrales; Prorocentraceae. The record is from the annotation of a GenBank genome assembly.